ACCUCCAGCCCCAAGACAUGUCCUGCUACAACCCGUGCCUGCCAUGCCAGCCCUGCUGCCCGACCCCGCUGGCCAACAGCUGCAAUGAGCCCUGUGUCAGGCAGUGCCAGAACUCCACCGUCGUCAUCGAGCCCUCUCCCGUGGUGGUGACCCUGCCCGGACCCAUCCUCAGCUCCUUCCCGCAGAACACCGUUGUGGGAUCCUCCACCUCCGCUGCUGUUGGCAGCAUCCUCAGCUCUCAGGGAGUGCCCAUCACCUCUGGGUGCUGUGACCUCUCUGGCAUUUCCAGCCGCUACUGCGGGAGAACAUGCCUCCCCUGCUAAAGCUGCCGCAGGCGGCCCCACAGGAGGACCCCCAGGAACCCAGAAGACGGUAAUG
Nipponia nippon (crested ibis) is the source of this 378-nucleotide messenger RNA. NCBI's taxonomy places the organism in Eukaryota, Metazoa, Chordata, Aves, Pelecaniformes, Threskiornithidae. The record is from RefSeq and is a predicted model, not a curated record.